CGUGUCGUCUCGGCCCCUCGACCGACCCAAGCGCCCCGCCCCGCAGCAACAAAAAAAUCUACUCUACAUCACUCACGCUCGCCGCCCGCAUCUCUCUAGGCUCCGACCGCCCGCAUCUCUCUAGGCUCCGACCGCUCGCACCUCCGGCGAUGUCGGCGGCGGUGGGCGGCGCCGAGUUCCACGGCUUCGGUGGCGCGGCGCAGCUCCCGCGGUCCCGGAUGCUCGGCAGGCCCGUCAGGGUGGCGCCGCCAGGGGCGACACCCGCCGGCAGCGGGCCCUCGGCGGCCAGCAUUCGCGCCGUCUCCACGCCUCUGAAGAAGGAUGCAAAAGAAGUUAAGCGAAGCAAGGUGGAGAUAAUCAAGGAGAAGAGCAAUUUCCUUCGGUACCCGCUGAACGAGGAGCUGGUCUCAGAGGCUCCCAAUGUCAACGAGACUGCUGUCCAGCUCAUCAAGUUCCACGGAAGCUACCAGCAGAGCGACCGGGAAGUUCGUGGGCAGAAGAACUACUCGUUCAUGCUCCGGACAAAGAAUCCUUCCGGAAAAGUUCCGAACCAGACUUACUUGGCCAUGGAUACACUGGCCGAUGAGUUCGGGAUCGGAACGCUCCGUCUGACAACCAGGCAAACAUUUCAGCUGCACGGCGUUCUUAAGAAGAACUUGAAGCAUGUCAUCAGCACUGUGAUAAAGAAUAUGGGAUCAACCUUAGGUGCCUGUGGAGACCUCAACAGGAAUGUGCUUGCGCCUGCGGCGCCAUAUGUGAGAAAGGAUAUCCUUUUUGCCCAAGAAACUGCUGAGAAUAUUGCGGCACUUCUUGCGCCACAGUCGGGGGCUUAUUAUGAUCUGUGGGUGGAUGGAGAGAAGAUAAUGUCAGCGGAAGAGCCUCCUGAGGUCACCAAAGCCCGGAAUGACAACUCACAUGGAACAAACUUCCCUGAUUCCCCUGAACCAAUCUACGGGACCCAGUAUCUGCCCAGGAAGUUCAAGAUUGCGGUCACAGUUGCUGGUGAUAACUCUGUUGAUAUUCUGACCAAUGACAUCGGUGUUGUUGUUGUUUCAGAUAGUGCUGGGGAGCCUGUUGGCUUUAACCUCUAUGUUGGAGGUGGCAUGGGAAGGACACACCGAAUAGAAACCACAUUCCCUCGUCUGGCUGAUCCACUUGGAUAUGUUCCUAAGGAGGAUAUAUUAUAUGCUAUAAAGGCAAUCGUUGUCACUCAGAGGGAGAAUGGAAGAAGAGACGACCGCAGGUAUAGCAGAAUGAAGUAUCUGCUUGACAGCUGGGGUAUUGACAAGUUCCGGGCUGAGGUUGAAAAAUACUAUGGAAAGAAGUUUGAAGAUUUUCAUCCAUUGCCAGAAUGGCAAUUCAACAGCUACCUUGGCUGGCAGGAACAGGGCGAUGGUAAAUUAUUCUAUGGAGUGCAUGUUGAUAACGGUCGUCUUGGGGGGCAAGCAAAGAAAACUCUGCGAGAGAUAAUUGAGAAGUAUAGCUUGGAUGUUAGUAUUACUCCAAACCAGAAUCUUAUCUUAUGUGGGGUUGAUCAGGCAUGGAGAGAACCCAUAACUGCAGCUCUUGCUCAAGCUGGCCUGUUGGAACCAAAGGACGUUGAUCUCCUGAACAUAACCUCCAUGGCAUGCCCUGCCUUACCUCUGUGCCCUCUAGCACAAACAGAAGCUGAGCGAGGGAUCCUACCGAUACUUAAACGAAUUAGAGCAGUUUUCGACAAGGUUGGCAUCAAGGAUGAGGAGUCUGUAGUGGUGAGGAUAACUGGCUGCCCCAAUGGAUGCGCCAGACCAUACAUGGCAGAGGUUGGCUUUGUUGGUGAUGGCCCAAACAGUUACCAGAUUUGGCUUGGAGGAACACCAAACCAGACCACGUUGGCAGAAACGUUUAUGAACAAAGUGAAGCUACAAGAUAUCGAGAAGGUUUUGGAACCACUGUUCUCCUACUGGAAUAGCACACGCCAGGAAGGCGAAUCUUUUGGGAGCUUCACAAACCGAAUGGGAUUUGAGCAACUGAAGGAGGUGGUGAACAAGUGGGAGGGGUCAGCGUCAGCCGCAUGAGAGCUGUAUUUGCUGGACACGUCCCAGCACCAUUUUUUGCUGGGGUGAGAAUCUGGUGGCGACCAAGUACUCUACGGAUUAUUUUUAUAUAAAAGCUAGGAGAGGAGGAGGAAACCUGUCAAUUCCGUUGACAGGCGGACGAUGAAGGAAGAUCCGGGUCUGAAGAAGUUGCUCCUUUGUGUUUGUGUUGAGGUUUUUUUUUUUGUGUGUACUUGUAUGGAUUACUCCGUUGGCCGCCCUGUUUAGCCUGAGAAUAAAUUCCUUGCAAAAAGAAGAAAUACCACUUGAUAAUAAAUUUGUCCAAGGCAGCGGUGCUUUUGGUAUUGUUCGGCACA
Molecule: messenger RNA, 2392 nt
Organism: Triticum aestivum (bread wheat)
Lineage: Eukaryota; Viridiplantae; Streptophyta; Magnoliopsida; Poales; Poaceae
Product: sulfite reductase [ferredoxin], chloroplastic
Exons: 8
Coding region: 150-2057 (635 amino acids)
Biological process (GO): sulfate assimilation
Cellular component (GO): sulfite reductase complex (NADPH); chloroplast stroma
Molecular function (GO): sulfite reductase (ferredoxin) activity; 4 iron, 4 sulfur cluster binding; heme binding
Source: RefSeq, a predicted model, not a curated record